Molecule: messenger RNA, 1155 nt
Organism: Capronia coronata CBS 617.96
Lineage: Eukaryota; Fungi; Ascomycota; Eurotiomycetes; Chaetothyriales; Herpotrichiellaceae
Exons: 1
Coding region: 1-1155 (384 amino acids)
Biological process (GO): negative regulation of transcription by RNA polymerase II
Cellular component (GO): nucleus
Molecular function (GO): RNA polymerase II transcription regulatory region sequence-specific DNA binding; DNA-binding transcription factor activity, RNA polymerase II-specific
Source: RefSeq, a predicted model, not a curated record
AUGAUCACGUGCGAUUGUCAGCGAAAGAAAGAAGAGGUGAGAUGCAAUGCUCGGGCGAAUAUGCCUGAGCCACCGGGUCGACAGACAUCCCUCAAAUGCGACGAGGAGUGCGCCAGGCUGGAGAGGAACCGGAACCUGGCACUUGCCUUACAUAUCUCGGACGACCACACUGAUGAGCAUGUUCCCUAUUCCACCACGACUCUCAAGAUGUAUCUGGAAGAUGUGGCAUGGGCUCAUAAGCAGGAGGACGUUUUAAGGCUCUUUGCUGCGGACGACACCGUGAAGCGUUAUCGGUUCCCGCCAAUGAAGAGCCGACAACGAGCGUUCAUCCACAGCAUUGCCGAAGAUUUCGGGUUCGAUGGAGAGAGUUUGGAUCCUGAGCCACACCGACACGUCGUAUUAUUCAAGACGCCGAAAUUUGUUGCGGCUCCCAUGAAGACUUUGGCACAAGCCGCCCGGAUCAAACGAGGACAGUUGAAUGUGUCUGCUCCAGUCCAUUCCACAGCGGAGCGAAAAGCUGAUGAGGUCAAGCACGAAUACAAUGGGUUACUCUUACUGAAACCCAAGUUUGCGUUGACUGAAGACGAAGUGCGGCCGGUGGUGAAAAAGGCGGCCCCCACGACGGAAUUUGAUAUCAUCUUCCUGCCCAACGACGAAGGUGUCGCCCUCAUCCCAUCUAUGUCUUGGGAUACGUCUGAACAAGUGGUAACGAUGCUGACGAGCUUGCAACCUACGAUCGCUGGUGAGGUUGGCAAGCAUAACCUAGCAAGCUCGGUGGUGCUCUGUCAAUUUGACACAUCCGGACCUGGACCGAUAGUGCUUGAGCAGCAAGGUAAACCGAGCACGACGGCCACGAACGGGUGGUCACAGGUGGCAGCGAGGAAAGCCGCACCAGCUCAAGCACCUCAGGUCAAGCCGGUUGGGCAGAGGCCAGUCUAUACGGUCCUGGGCAGUCGACUAGCCGAAGCCAGAAGAAAGAAGCAGGAGAAUGAAGAGAAACUACGGCAGAAGGCUCAGGAGCAGGAAGUGGUGGAUGAUUGGGAGCAGGAGGUUGAGCGGGAAGAACAUGAUGAGGCGGACAGGAGAGCCAGUCAGACUAGUGUGACCAGUCAUGGUGCUGGUGCUGGUGAUGAGAUUGAUACAGUGGAGGAAUAG